Molecule: messenger RNA, 1188 nt
Organism: Zootoca vivipara (common lizard)
Lineage: Eukaryota; Metazoa; Chordata; Lepidosauria; Squamata; Lacertidae
Source: RefSeq, a predicted model, not a curated record
UGAAACUGCGCGCACGCGCUGUUGGAACAGUCGUGCGCUCCCUCGUUAAGUCGCCUCGUUGCCUUCUACUUUUAGAAAGCUUCUUUACGCAUGUGCAGGGCAGGAUAAUUUGUGUCUGUGUUUCCUAUGGUAAUUUGUGCUCUGAGGCGGCACCAUAGAGUUCUCUGCCUAGAAAGGCAUACGUGUAGGUAGCUGCCAUUUUGUAUCUUGCGUUUACGGGAAACGGGGGGGGGGCUUCCCCUCCGCCGGCCAAAACAGAGUGGAGAGCGACGUUACACGUUUGCCCUUACACGUUGUCGGUGGCGGACAGCGCCGCUUUUCCUCGGGGGUGUUAGUAGCUUCAGCUUUUGAAACAGGCGAAGGCGCCUUCCGUUGUGGAGACGCCUAAUAGCUCAGCAGCCGUUAGGGCAGGUAGUGGGAACGGGUGUCAAGGGGGCGUUCCCCGCUUUUAUUUCUCAUUUACCUCAGAAGGCUGUAGGCAGAAUAAUUAUACCGAAACUCUUGGGAGGCUAUCUGUAACGUGUUAAAAAGAGCCCCCUAAAGUAAAGCCGGGGGGGGGCUUAUUUGAUAACACACACACACACCCGCCACAGGGUUUUCCGUGCCUGGAUUCGUAUUUAUUGGGGCUGCUGUUGCCUGUCAUUCCAGUUCGUUUUUCCCAUAGGAAUUUCCAUUUAUUCCCAGUCUUUACACCUGAAGAAAUCCUGGAAAGCCCUCGAUGCUAUGGCUGCAAAAGGAGAGCGAAUCAUGUACAUAAAGGGAGACCUUUUUAUGUGUCCUGGAACAGACUCCCUUGCUCACUGCAUCAGUGAGGAUUGUCACAUGAGUGCUGGCAUAGCUGCCAUUUUUAAGAAGAAGUUUGGUGGUGUUCAAGAGCUCUUGAACCAGAAAAAGAAGACUGGAGAUGUGGCUGUUCUGCAGAGAGACAAUCGAUAUGUGUACUAUCUGAUUACAAAGAACAAAUACUUUCAUAAACCUACCUAUGGCAAUUUACAGAAGAGUCUGGAAGCUAUGAAACUCCACUGCAUGAAUAAUGGCGUAACUUGUAUUUCUAUGCCCAAGAUUGGGUGUGGACUUGACCGCCUGGAUUGGAAUAAAGUUUCAACCAUGCUUGAAGAAGUAUUUGAGGAUACAGAUGUUAGCAUUACAGUUUAUUCUCUGUAAUUAUUAGGGCAGUUUCUCUGUUAA